GGGACAUCUUCGCAAUGGGCCGCGAUAUUUUGCUGCUUGCCCUAGUGAUUUUUACGGGAUGCGUCCUUGCAAAUGACAAUGAUGAUGAUGGGACCAAAGAGGAAAUGGAAGUUUAUAAAAUUGCUGUUGAGUUCGUCGAUGAGUGUGGAUCUAAAGAAAUUUCGUUAUGUUUAAAAGAAAGAGCCCUUCGAUAUAUCGACUCCCUACCGAACGAGCUUGAUGUCGGCGCUGGUUUCAAAAUAAAACCAAACGGAAGAUUUUCUAGAAAAAAUAUGGAAGAUAAAUUGCCGGAAGAGCCAAGAGCUAGGGAAGAUGCUGUAGAAAAUAUUUUAUGGGACAAGGUAUCUGAUUACUUAAGCUCGCAUACUAUUGAACUUAAAGUACCUCCAGAUACUCUUCAGGAUAUGAAACAAUCUGUUGAAGAAGGUCGUGGCAAAGGAGGUGGCGGAGGCGGCGGAAAAAAUAAAGGCGGGGGAGGUGGAGGUGAUCGUAUGAAGGGUAUGAUGAUGCUGAUUCAACUUAAAGCUGCCAUUCUCGGAGCCAUAGCCUUAAAAUUUGUAGCUUUAGUCGCCUUUAAAGCAUUACUAGUAGGUAAAAUAGCUCUUACCAUAGCUUCGGUAAUUGCUUUGAAGAAGCUAUUGGAGCACAAGCAUCAUACUUCCACAUACGAAGUGCUAUCGCAUCCCCAUCAUGAUGAAUAUGGGCACUUCGAUAGGUCUUUCACUCAACAAGAUCAAUUGGCUUAUAGAGGUUACGAAGGGGCAGCUAGAAGUAAGAAUAACAAAUAAUUAAAAGUAUCGAGGUCACGUGUAAUAUUAUUUAUUGUGAAUUAUAUGUGUUAUUACCUAUAAAAUAAGCUAGAUGAGUUAUUUUGCAAGAUAAAUAAAAAAAUAUUUCAAACUUCAAUUCUUAAAGUAGAAAAAAAUUGAAACUGAAUUUUCUUACAUCUACUCCUAAACUAAUAGCUACAAUAUGUUUUUCUUUAACUGUAAAAAACUUUAAAUUCAAUUAUACAUUUAUUUUAUUUUUCUUGCACUUUAUGAAGUACUAAGCUUCCAAUUCAAUUAAAUCAACAAUCAGUUUACAACACACGUGUCAAGCUAAUUAGGACCCUACUCUUAACGGCAAAAUUUAAUUAAUUUAAUGAAAAUAGGUCAUACAUUUGUUUGGUAUAAAAUUAGGUUUAGGAUAUAUUUAUAGUUAUUUUUUAUAUACUUUGGAAUCACUUUCGUAAUCAAGUUGAAAACCUCGGCCUAUCUGAUACAAAGGUCUUGUUGUUUGACACGAAAGAAAAAGGAUUUCUUUCUCUUCUUCAUGUCAUACACAGACAAGUUUUGUCAUAUAAAGCCGCAUCCACGUUAGAUAAAAUGCGAUACAGUGACCAAAUAAUCCUCAUAAGAGGUAAAAACGCACAGUUAUAGAAUUAAACUUCAAUAAGUCAUUUGGAAAACUAUAGCUGAUCUGUUUUAAAGAAUUAUGCAAGUGGCUCUAUCAAAUUUUCAAUAAUUAAAUUUAAAUAUUUUUAUACUGUCAAAUUUUUACGGGUAAUUCUAGCGUUAAGACUUAGCAAUUAUAUCGAAUGUUAAUGCCUGGUCAAUGCAUUUUGAAAAUGUUCGUAAAAUUAUUAUGUAUGGAAAUAAGUGAAGGCUCUUAGUUUUUAAGUUUUUAAUACAUAAAUAUAAUCAAAUCUAACUCGGUGGUAGUUUUAUAACAAUUUAUAUUUUUUCAUAUUAUUUAUAAUACCUACACAAUAUGCCCUAAAAUAUGUAUUUUUCUAAUGGUGUAGGAUAUUAUAUUUAUUUAGUAUAAUGUUAUAUUGUUAGAGAAUUAUGCUCUUCAUGCCAAAUCUCAUUUUUAUAGGUAGGUAGCUAAAUAAUAAGAACAUGUUUUUCUGAUGUAUGCAUAAUUUAUUUUUAGUUUUUAUUUGCGUAUUUGGCAGUAUAACAAUUUUUGAAUUUUAUUGUCGAAACUUGUCUAGUUCUUAGCUCAACUGAUUGAAUUGCAAGCAAAUAAUGAAUAACUAUGAUCAAUAAAAAUUGCCCAAUUUUUUGUUUGUUACGUGUAGUUGCCUUUCAUGCAAAUUUUUAAUUUAUUUAUUUAUUUGUUUUUAACCUUUAUUUGUUAUAAAUAUAUUUUGAUUACUAAAUGGCAGUUUUAUUGUGAAACCGCGAUAACCAGGAACAGUAUCCAUAAUAUGUACAACUAUACUCAAGAUUUGAACUUUGUUUUUUAUUAUUCAAGUUGAAACAUAGGUAUUA
This is a messenger RNA of Ceutorhynchus assimilis (cabbage seed weevil), 2258 nucleotides long. The record is from the annotation of a GenBank genome assembly. NCBI's taxonomy places the organism in Eukaryota, Metazoa, Arthropoda, Insecta, Coleoptera, Curculionidae.